AUGGACUUGGGUGACCACUUCGAACGUUCCGGGCCGACGCAUUUGAUGGCAAGAGCCGGCUCCGGUUCUAUUCGGAUGAUGAUUGACUGGGACAAAGAGGAGCACCGCCGCUGCGUCGCCGCUAGCCUUGUCAACAGCACGUACGUCAUGGAGAAGGACCGCGGCAGAUGGAGCAGGGCGCAACUCGCGCCGGCGUGGUGGACGAGCUUUCACUUUCACUUGGAGCGCACGCGCCUACUUGAGGACGAACGUUCCAUCUUUGGCGCUAUCUACAGGCACGUGCCGCCGCCGGGCCAGCAUCAUCCCUCCGCUCCACACUACAUCGUCGCCUUCAGGGGCACCAUGACAGUAGAUGACAUGCAGCUUAACGCACACAUCGUGACCAACACCGUGCAUGACUCCAACCGCUCGCAGCUCGCUCACCAGGCGGUCCGCAACCUCCUCGCCACAGUCCACAGCCGAUGCAUCGUCUGGCUCACAGGCCACUCUCAGGGUGCGUCGCUGGCGCUGGAGGUGGGGCGGCACCUAAUGCUAGACCACCGGCGCAACCUCCCGACCUUCCUCUUCAAUCCGCCGCAGGUAUCGCUGGCGCCCGUCAUCAACUUGACGCAUUCGCCGGACGACAAGACGGACCUGUACACCUUGAGCAAGCUCGUCAAGGCUGGCCUCGGGAAGGUCCUCCGUCCCCACCGGAAGCGCAUGGAGAAGCUGUUCGAGCAGCUGUCCUCGUGGGCACCCAACCUGUACGUGCACGAGAAGGACUUCCUGUGCCAGGGCUUCAUCGACUACUUCGAGCAGAGGGAGAAGCUGGAGAGGCGCUUCCGCGGAGCUGCCAGGUCGGCAACGGCACUCUCCUACCGUGACAUGCUCUUUUACCUGCUCGGCAAGGCCAAGGAGCCGAGGCCGCACCUCCUGCCAUCAGCAACGGUGUGGAAAAACUCGACCCAUGUCUGCCGCCUUCGCUCACAUGGUCUCAAGCAAUGGUGGAAACCGGACGGUGAACUUAUCUUGACCCCAAGGCGUUACACAUAUUAA
This is a messenger RNA of Triticum aestivum (bread wheat), 1035 nucleotides long. Its product is annotated as GDSL esterase/lipase At4g10955-like. The record is from RefSeq and is a predicted model, not a curated record. The transcript has 2 exons. Bases 1 to 1035 code for a protein of 344 amino acids. NCBI's taxonomy places the organism in Eukaryota, Viridiplantae, Streptophyta, Magnoliopsida, Poales, Poaceae.